This is a messenger RNA of Pichia membranifaciens NRRL Y-2026, 2004 nucleotides long. RefSeq lists its product as hypothetical. Lineage: Eukaryota; Fungi; Ascomycota; Pichiomycetes; Pichiales; Pichiaceae. Bases 1 to 2004 code for a protein of 667 amino acids. Gene Ontology annotation, molecular function: copper ion binding; quinone binding; primary methylamine oxidase activity. Gene Ontology annotation, biological process: amine metabolic process. The transcript has a single exon. The record is from RefSeq and is a predicted model, not a curated record.
AUGGCUCCUCACCCAUACGACCAAAUCAGCGACGAAGAGCUUAGAUUGAUUGUCAAGCUCGUCAAGGAUGCUUACCCAUCCGAGAAGCCUAGCUUCAUCCAGCUCGACCGUCUCGACCCUCCAAAGAACGUCAUGCUUCAGUACCUCAGUGCUGAAAAGCAAGGUGUUUCACCUCCUAUGAUUCCAAGAAGAGCUUACGCAUACUUCUACAUCAACCAGGUCUUCCACAAGGCCUUGGUUAACUUGACCUACAAGCACAUUAUUUGUGACGUCAAGUUGCCAGAAGGUGUUGUUGGUCCAUUGGUUGCUGACGAUGUUAUAGUCGUCGAAGACUUGGCCACCAACCAUCCAAUCUGCAGAGCCGAAAUCGAAAAAUUGUGUUUGCCAGACAACAUCCACGUUGUGUGUGAUCCAUGGAUUUACGGUACUGAUGACCCUAACGAAAAGAGAUUGUUGAUUCAAUGUUACAUGUAUCUUGCUAACAAGAACCAUCCAGAAUCCAACCACUACUCUCUGCCAUUGAAGUACUCCCCAGUUUUCGACGGUUUGACUAAGGAAUUCGUUAGAAUGGACUACUUGCCAUCCGGUGCAGACGAAGCUGUGAUCAACGAAACCACUGCUUGGGACGAGUACCCAUUGGUCGAAUACCACCCAGACUUGAACGGUUGCACCAAGUUGAGAGAUGUCAAGCCAUUGAUUGUUUCUCAACCAGAAGGUGUUUCCUUUACUGUGGACAACCACAAGAUUGAAUGGCAAGACUGGACCUUCUAUGUUGUUCCAAACUCCAGAGAAGGUGCUGUCAUCUACGACAUUCACUUCAAGGGUAGAUCUGUCAUCUACAGAUUGUCCUUGUCCGAAAUGACUGUUCCAUACGGUGACCCAAGAGGUCCAUUCCACAGAAAGCAGGCUUUUGAUUUGGGAGACUGUGGUUUCGGUGUGAACGGUAACACUUUGGGCUUGGGUUGUGAAUGUUUGGGUGUCAUCAAGUAUUUCGACAACAGAAGAGUUUCCACUGCUGGUGAUGUUGAGAUCAUCCCAAACACUGUCUGUAUGCACGAACAAGAUGCUGGUAUCUUGUACAAGCACGUCAACUACAGAACUGGUCACUCGGUUGUUGCUAGAAGAAGAGAAUUUGUUGUUCAAAUUAUUGCAACUGUUGCAAACUAUGAAUAUGCUGUUCAAUACAUCUUCGACCAGGUUGGAGAAAUUAAGAUUUCAGUCAGAGCCACUGGUAUCCUCUCCACCAUGCCUAUCGACAGAGAUGUCGACGUCGACUAUGGUACUUUAGUUGGUCCAAGAGUCAUGGCUGCUUUCCAUCAACACUUGUUGUCCUUCAGAAUUGACCCAGCUAUAGAUGGUCACAAAAAUACUGUUGUCUACGACGAUAUUUUAAGAAUGGAAGAAAACACACCACUCAACCCAUACAAUGUCGGUUUCUACUCCAAGAGAUCUUAUGUUGAAAAGGCAGGCCAUAUCGACCAAUCUCCAUUCACUAACAGGGCUUACAAGAUCAUCAAUGAAAACGUCAUCAACCCAACUUCUAAGAAGCCUGUUGGUUACAAGAUUGUCAUGCCAGCUAGACAAAUGAUCAUGGCAUCGCCUGAGUCUUACAACACCAAGAGAGCUAAGUUCGCUACGGAGCAAAUCUGGGUUACCAAGUACGAAGAAGACAGACUCUAUGCAGCUGGUGAAUUCACUAACCAAUCUCAAAAAGACACUGGUAUUGCUGAAUGGGCCAACGGGGUUGACAAUGUUAGAGACACCGACAACAUUGUCUGGUGUACCUUAGGUUUCACACACGUGCCAAAACCAGAAGAUUUCCCUGUCAUGCCUGUAGAGAUGCACGAAAUCGGUAUCACUCCAUUUAGUUUCUUCGAAAAGAACCCAGCUUUGGACUUACCUCAAGCAACUAACAAGUUCAACAAGUCUGUUCUCUUUGAAGAAAACGAAAGAUCCAAGCGCAGCUCCACCUCUUCCACUUGUUGUAAGAAGGCUUCGUUAUGA